UCUUCAUCUUCACCAUUACCUCCAGAACUUUCUCUCUCUCUCUACCAAAACCACCUCCAACCCACCACCACACCUCCACCAGCAACACCACCGUCGCCACACCAUCAAUACCACCUUCGACACCAUCAUCACCAUCAAAACCCUCAUGUCCAAGCUCCAUCUCCGGCUGCGAAAUACUCUUCUGGAGCUACGAUUCCCAGCAGUUAGGGUAUCCACAAGCAAUCGAGAGCAGAGAAAGAAAGAAGCCCCCUCUCUAAUUUGAGCAUCAACACAGCAAUUCCAGAUGUGGCGAACCCUAACUCUGUGGAGAAGUCAAUUUCUGGUGAUUCAGAGGUCUCACAAGAAAGAAAGAAGCCCCCCUCCAACGUUCAGGUGGUGGUGCACUGAUGGUGCGGUGGUGUUAAUGGUGGUCUAGAUGAGAAAGAGAGAGAGGAGGGAUGGGUGUGAACUGAAAUGGGUGUGUGUGCAGUGUAUCACCACUACACCGUCACCACCACAACACCCACCACCGUUGUAUCUCCACCGUCACCACCAUUCAGCGAUGGAGAAUUGGAUAAAGUGGAGAAGACGGUGUUGGGUUAGGCUGGUAAUGGUACGGUUCGAACCGGGUAUUAUUCUGCAGGACUUUCCUUGUUCUGAGUCUGCUAUUAGACCGGAUCUUCUUAGCUGUGAUUCAUGUGGAGAACACCUAUGUCUUGUGGCUCAGAUUUAUGCCCCUAUUUCCAGCAAGAUGUUAACGCAAUCAGGCGUACCGUCUUCUCUGCUUUUCGAAAUCUCAUUCAGCGAUGUCUGUUAGCGAUGGUUCAGUGGUGGGAAUGGUGGUGGUGCGGUGGCGGGGAUGGUGGUGGUGCGGUGGCGGGGAUGGUGGUGGUGCGGUGAUGGAGGGUGGUGGUGGUGGUUGGAUCUCCAGAGAGAGAGAAUGUGCAGAAUAAUAUAUAAUAUUUUACUCCUGUGCAUUAAAGACUUGUUCAUUAUACUCUUAUGCAUAUUAGAGUUGUACUUUGUGUGUAAAUGACUAAAUUGCCCUUGUAGUUAACAGACUUGAUAGAUGGAGUUAGAAAUUUGGACUCAAA
Molecule: messenger RNA, 1073 nt
Organism: Helianthus annuus (common sunflower)
Lineage: Eukaryota; Viridiplantae; Streptophyta; Magnoliopsida; Asterales; Asteraceae
Exons: 4
Coding region: 416-796 (126 amino acids)
Source: RefSeq, a predicted model, not a curated record